Molecule: messenger RNA, 2367 nt
Organism: Puccinia graminis f. sp. tritici CRL 75-36-700-3
Lineage: Eukaryota; Fungi; Basidiomycota; Pucciniomycetes; Pucciniales; Pucciniaceae
Exons: 6
Coding region: 1-2367 (788 amino acids)
Biological process (GO): regulation of transcription by RNA polymerase II
Cellular component (GO): SAGA complex
Molecular function (GO): transcription coactivator activity
Source: RefSeq, a predicted model, not a curated record
AUGGCCAGUGUUAUGGUGGAUUUAACAGUGGGGUUUUGUUGCAGGCCCCCUUUUUUUCUGCUGCUCAUGGAAAGUUUUGAUUAUUCCACUACCACUAACCACAACCACAACAGCCUCGUCUUCCCUCCUCUACCUCCUCUGCCACCUCCCCCACUCCCGACCAGCCACCAUCAUCAACCCAUCCCGCCUGUCCAUCUCUCACCACCCCCACUACCAUCUCAACCACCCCUACCUCCACCAUCACUAUCAUCAUCACCCCCAAUCAUCACCCCUCAAUCAACCCAACCACGAUCACCUCUCCAUCAACCGCCCCUCGAAUCCAUCCUCUUCUCCCCGCCAUCAGCUUCACUCAUCUCCCAACCUCUGCCCCCUCCUCCGCUACCACAAUCUUCACCACCACCAACCUCUGCUUCCCCGAUCAUCAAACCCGAACCAUUCGAGCUGUCUUCCGAAACCCAUCAACAACUCUUCUCUCCUUCGGCUCCUGCUCCUCUUCCGACACGUCUUCUUCCCGAACCUUCGCUCUCUCCCGACUCGCUGCCUCUCGCUCUCGUAGCCCCCCCUCAACCUCUUCCUCCUCCGAUCGCUUCAAGUCAACCUCCUCUGCCCUCCGUCAAUGGCUUCUCUUCUACCCUCCCCGACCUUCUCCCCCCUUCAUCUUCGUCUUUCUUCGUCGAUCCUCCAACUGGCAAGGCUAAGGAAAAAGAAUCGUCAUCCAACAGAACGCGUAAGGUCGCUCCUCCUCGUCUCAUCUUCGGUCUUCCCAAUAAUAUCAACAACAUUUCACAAUCGUCUAUUGGGCACUUGAAUGGAGGCGGACAAUCGACGCCGAAGACGGCGUUCAAUCCAGGCCUUGGCUUACCCACUGGGUCACUACCCAGCGGGGUUACUCAAAGAGGCUGGAACGGGCAAGCCAGUAGUAGUACUACUACUGCAGUGGGGGGAGCAGCGACAGCGGAAGACUAUACGGUACCGACCGACCCGAUCUUCAACGUCCCCCUCCCCGCCCCGAUCUCGGUCCCGCAUGGAUACCCCAAAACUCAGGGCGAAGUCAAUCAGGACUUCUCCAAGACUAAACCACCCUCCUCUCAAGUGCCCAUCCAUCAAUUUCAGAACUGGAUCAAUGACCAUUAUCUGCGCUCGUUCGGCGAAGACGACCUCGCGUUCUUGGCCUCCGAGUACUCCUCUAUCAAUGGUUGUCCCACCGUCCGCGUUCAUCUUCCGUCUUCUCCCUCCUCUUCUAAACAGAAGGAUAAUCAUCCUCAAGGAGAAACAAAUGGAGAAGUUGAACAUCAAAAGGAACAACAACAGAGGGAUGCCACUUACGAUCUGCCUCCGUUAGGCCGCCAUUAUUCGGAGCUCUGGCGGGACGAAGACCUCGGUCUGAUCGAGCCGUCUGAGAAACCGACCCCUGGAGCAGGAUCUGGGCCGCGUCUUUCGGGAUCCUCUCGCGCCGACCUGGCGCUCCAUAAUCUCGGCACUGAGAACGUCCAGCUUGGCCCUUUCACCGAACGUCUUCUUGGAUCCAUCAUCCCUCCUCCACCUCUCCCUUCUUCGGUUCAUCUCUCUAAUCAUAUUCCCGGUCCAACAGCUGCUACUCUUCAGCUCAAUCCUCCUCAGACUCAUCCCCUCGAUCAUCUCGAACUCGAACAGCGGGUGGCUAGUGAGCUUGGGUUGUUGGGAAUCUUACCCGAGAAUGGAGCCAAUGAAUGGAAAGAAGAGGAGGCCGAAGACGACGAGAUUUCGCGGAUCUUACGACGGACGCAGAGCGUGUUACGGAGCCAGACGAAGAUCAACCAGGCCCGGAAGGCGAUCGUUCAGAAGAUCGUCAAGGAGCGGAUGAGUGUGCAGGAGUUUGAGACGAUCAAGGACGGCUUGGAUCGGCUCCUCGUCCAGCUCAUGAUCAAGAAAAACGCACUCCUCAACGCCUCGUUUCGGGUUCCUUCUGUCCACCAGACUGGGUCUGCUAAUCAUCUUAAGAAGGAGAAGGAGAAGAGUGGCAGGAAUCAUUUGAAGAUCAAGUUGACAACCACUCCAUCAUCAUCAUCAACAACAACCUCCACAAAUCCAGCAAACCAUUCGGAUAAUCAUUCGACACUUCAUCCUUCUGACCAUCCUAAUAACAAUCAACUAACCGUUCUUGAGAAUAAGAUCAAGAAAUGCGACCAAUCGAUCGCGCUCACGUUGCACAAACGACGGAUGUUUAUCAUGAAGGUCGCCCCGUUGUUGGUCCACCAAUCUUCUUCUUCUCAUCAUCUUGAUAGAUCAUUCCUCGCUGCCCCGGCAUCCCAUCCCGGAUCCGACUCCCAACAACACCAACCAAAAUCUGAACUCACAUCCAUUAAACCCCCCAAAUCCAAAUCAUAA